Messenger RNA from Tinamus guttatus (white-throated tinamou), 1071 nucleotides. The record is from RefSeq and is a predicted model, not a curated record. NCBI's taxonomy places the organism in Eukaryota, Metazoa, Chordata, Aves, Tinamiformes, Tinamidae.
GGAACUGAGCGACGUCGACUGCGACGGAGCGCUGACGCUCGCCGAGUUCUGUGCCGCUUUCCACCUCGUCGUGGCCAGGAAGAACGGAUACCAGCUGCCGGAGACGCUGCCGGAGACGCUGCUCCCCGACUACCUGCAAGCAGCUUCUUUGAAGCCUAUUCAUGACUGCGCGCUAUUUGAUUCCUAUUCUGAGCCAUUGCCAGGCAGUCAACAGCCUCGGGACUUUAAUCGGCCAGAGAAGACAUCAGCUGAAGAGGUACCUGAUAAUUCUGGCCUGAUAAAAGAUGCAAGCAAAGAUGAUAAACAAGUUCUUAAAACAAGCAUUGCUAUCAAACCAAUACCAAAGGAAUUUCAGCACUUGACUGUGAAAACAGUUGCUCAGGAAUCUGUUGCAUUUAGAGCCAGGCCGAGAUCCAGGUCUUAUUCCAGCACAUCAAUAGAAGAUGCCAUGAAAAAGGGAGAAGAGCCCCCUACUCCACCUCCAAGGCCACAGAAAUCCCAUUCCAGAGCUUCCUCUUUGGAUCUGAACAAAAUAUUUCAACAAAAUGCACAAGCUGCAAGGUCAGGCUGGCUGCCCCCACCACCACCUGCACUGCCCCCUCGACCAUCCGUAACUCAGACAGAGCAAGUAUCCGAGGUUGAAUUACAUCCUCAGAUGACUAGACCCCCGUCCCAGGCAGAAGAAAACAGCUCAGCAAAGAAGGAGGCUGUGCUCGCUCAGCCGCCCUCCAAACCUGUCCGCAGGAAGUUCCGCACGGAGACACAAGCGCUGGAGAACCCCGAGCUUUCCCCCACCAUAAAUGUGACUUCUUCCUUGCCAGCGGUUAAGCCUCACCUUCCAGUCCAAAAACAGUCUUCCAAGCAGAAAAGGGCUAUUCAGACUGCCAUACGAAAAAACAAAGAAGCCAAUGCUGUGCUAGCCAGGUUGAACAGUGAGCUCCAGCAGCAGCUGAAGGAAGUCCACAAGGAACGAAUUGCCUUGGAAACACAGCUGGAGCAGCUACGUCCUGUAACAGUCUUAUGACCUUCAGCGUGUUAUUCAGUGGAAGUGAGAGAAGACUCGCACCAAGA